Malus domestica (apple) is the source of this 908-nucleotide messenger RNA. Its product is annotated as dirigent protein 22-like. The record is from RefSeq and is a predicted model, not a curated record. Lineage: Eukaryota; Viridiplantae; Streptophyta; Magnoliopsida; Rosales; Rosaceae.
AAAACGAUGAUGAAAUCCCAAUUUUGGUUAAUUGUUAUGUCAAGCUAGCUAUGUCUAAUUCACUAUAAAUAUAUAUAUGAACACAACUUGCCGCAAUAUCUUCUGAACAAGCAGUGACAAGUUUAUGACCUAAGAGGUGCGAUCAUGACCAAAAUUCCUCCCCUCUUAGCUACCCAAGUCAUAGUGCUUCUUUCUUCAUUUUCCAUCAUUUCGGUCCAAGGAAAAAACCCAGGUGUUGUUAGAACAAAGCUUUUGGGGCUGAAAAAAGAAGAAAAACUUAGCCACUUUCGGUUGUAUUGGCACGACAUUGUUAGCGGUCCAAAUCCCAGUUCAGUUGCAGUGGUGAAACCAGUCACGAAUUCAUCAACAGGGUUUGGUUUUAUAAGCAUGAUUGAUGAUCCACUUACUGAAGGACCUGAAAUGAGCUCAAAAUUGUUGGGAAGAGCUCAAGGGUUUUAUGGAUCUGCUUCACAAAAAGAGGCUGGCCUAUUGAUGGCCAUGAAUUUUGCUUUCAUUCAAGGCAAGUAUAAUGGUAGCACCAUAACUGUGCUAGGAAGGAGCCAAGUAUUUAACAAGGUCAGGGAGAUGCCUGUGAUCGGAGGCAGCGGGCUUUUCCGGUUUGCGAGGGGUUAUGCUGAAGCAAGAACUCACUAUUUCAACCUCACUACUGGGGAUGCUAUAGUUGAGUAUAAUGUCUAUGUGCUGCAUUACUGAUCAUGCUUAUUUUCUGGGCACAUUUACUUUUUCCUUUGCUUGUCUAGCUUGCUUUUGUUUUAAGGUCUUGUAACAUCUAUAUAUACAUAUAUAUAUAUAUAUGCUGAUUUUGGAUCAUGCUGUCCCUUAUAAUCUGAGGAUGAACAUUUUUAAUCCAAAUUCAUACAACUUGAAUUAGUAUCCAAUUUAUUAUA